AUGUCAAUGAGUGAUAGAGAUCAAUUACUUAGAAGACUCUGUCCUGGUGAUCGAUCAGAGAGUUGGCACCAACAUUACCAGCGCGUCCGGAUUCCAGGAUCAUGCCAAUGGUUUCUCGACGAUCCAAAAGCAAAGGAAUGGCUGCAAAAUGACAUUCCUUCUCUGCUGUGGCUUCAUGGGCCAUCCGCGACUGGCAAGACGUUUCUGUGCUCCCGUCUCUUCGAGCACAUUAAAGAAGGCAAGGAUAACGCGGCUGCGUUUGUUGAAUUAACACAUAACCAUAAACAGUAUAACAAGGCCGAUUUCAAUCAUGCGUUAACCUCUGUUUUGAGGCAGCUCGUAUCGCAGCUUCCCAGCACGUCAGGUGUUUGGAAGGAACUAGUAGCUCUGGAAGACACUCCCUAUCCAGACGAUGAUGAGUUUGGCCAACUCCUCCACCUUGUUGCGUCGGAGUUUGACAAGGUCUUUAUCGUGUUCGAUAACGCCAAUAGCGUUACUGAGGUCGCACUGAGGGAUUUAAUGCUUUCCUUGAAUCCGAGUGACUCUGGCUCAAACUUUCGGGUUGUAUUCGCGAGUCGAAAUGCGUGUCCUAGUGGCGUCUCAGCAUCUCAUCAAGUCCUUGAAAUGCAUUUCAGAGCGAAUGAUGAAGACGUGAAAGUGUACACCAUUCAAGCACUUACAACCGUCUCACGUAGGGACUUCUCCACGGCUCAUGAUAAGUUACUUCAAAACAUGGUUCAAGUCUCUGACGGCCUGUUCCUUCCCAUUCCGCCUUGGUCUGCUGGAACACCUAUGCCAGAACUCCUGGCUAGUCUCGAUCAACUUAUGACUUCCUCUAGGGAAGCACCUACCUCGGACAGGAUAGAUGUCUUCUGCAAAGAGGCUGUGAGGCAAAUCACAGCUUCACAGUGGAAGGAUAUGGCCUUUUGUAUUCUUUACCAUAUCAUCAAAGCUUCCGAAGCUGGCUACACUUUCACAAUGCCCAUGGCACUUGAAGCGCUAGAUGUUUGGCAAAUCAGCCAUGAUGAGAAGGACUUCAGCACUUCCGAAGUUCUUCUAGGUUGCCAUGGCGUUAUAUACUAUGGUGAAGAUGAUGAGUCGAUGCGCAUUACAUCACCACUUCUCGGUGAAUACCUGAAACGUGUGGUUUUCGAUAUUGACUACGACAAGCGAAGCAUUUCUGGCUUUCUGCGAUAUCUAUCAUCUGACUCUUUCGCGCAAGGUGCUGCCAAGUCAUCCGCCCGUCUCAGGGAACGACUUCAGAAGCACAGGUAUCUGUGGUUCGCGGCCAGAAUGCUAGGGCCCAGCUUACAGACAACUAUCCCAGACACGUUGGUUGAUGACUUUAUUCGUCUCUCAUCUCGAAAUGGGUCGAUUGAGUCAUACCUCCAAGCAGCCGAAGCAUGGCCGUUCGAGAGUCAAGCCAGCUACGACGAGCUUGAAGAAGAUCAAGAACGAUGGGGAGUCUUCACUCCUGGAUAUGGUCCACUCCACCUAGCAGCGCAUCUUGUAGCUCCGAAGUUUCUCAUCGACGCGCUAGUAGCGCGUGGAGAAGACUUAGAGUCUCGGGAUAGCGAUGGGCGCACGGCGUUGCAUUUAGCUGCAGAGAUCGACAUGGAAAACUCGACACUCCAAGCUCUUAUCGAGGCGGGUAGCAAUGUGCUUGCUGAAGAUAGUCUAGGCAACACGCCUUUAUCUAAUGCCGUUGUGGACGGGAGCGUUGAGUCUGUGAAGGCACUGUUGGCUCAUGGGGCUGAUGCAAAUGCGCUAGAUGAAGAGACCUUGGAGCAAUGCGGGCAGGAGAAGCAGGACAUCGCGGCGUAUCUGAGGGAGCUUGGCAUUGAUGUACCAGUUGAGGCUGAUAGUGACAUGGAGGAAUAA
Fusarium pseudograminearum CS3096 is the source of this 1881-nucleotide messenger RNA. RefSeq lists its product as uncharacterized. Gene Ontology annotation, cellular component: nucleus; cytoplasm. The transcript has 4 exons. Gene Ontology annotation, molecular function: protein binding; ATP hydrolysis activity. Lineage: Eukaryota; Fungi; Ascomycota; Sordariomycetes; Hypocreales; Nectriaceae. The record is from RefSeq and is a predicted model, not a curated record. Bases 1 to 1881 code for a protein of 626 amino acids.